Molecule: messenger RNA, 6055 nt
Organism: Biomphalaria glabrata
Lineage: Eukaryota; Metazoa; Mollusca; Gastropoda; Planorbidae
Exons: 13
Coding region: 219-5729 (1836 amino acids)
Biological process (GO): carbohydrate metabolic process; chitin catabolic process
Cellular component (GO): extracellular region
Molecular function (GO): chitinase activity; chitin binding
Source: RefSeq, a predicted model, not a curated record
UGUACCAAAGAUCUUCAGGCGCUAUUUUGUCAAGAUGAAAGUUCUGCUUUGAGCAGACUGGACGUUUGGGGCUGUGAUACUCUGUGCUUUUUGGUCAACUGGUCACUUCAUUUUAGUGUAGGCUGUCCAUUGGUCAGAUUGACGAUGUUCAUUUGUCAUUUGGAUAAUUAACAGCGCAACACGAACCUUUAACCUACAGAUUGUUUAUUUCAGAUACCAUGAUACUCUCUAUACGACUCUCAGAUUGUUUAUGCCUGUGUGCGUCAUUGACCUUUGCUAUGGUCUCUGUUGUGACGGCUAAGAACACUAAAGAUCACUCCGACAGCUAUAAACGAGUCUGCUACUACACCAACUGGAGUCAGUACAGGCGCGACCAAGGGAAGUUCCUCCCUACAGACAUUGAUCCCCAUAUUUGCACACAUCUUAUUUUCGCUUUUGCAAAGAUAGACAAGGGAGUACUCGCCCCUUACGAAUGGAACGAUCUUCAAUAUCCUUUUUUAUAUAAACAAUUCAACGCACUCAAAGAAAAGAAUCCCACACUAAAGACAUUGUUGGCUGUAGGCGGGUGGACACAUGGUUCGCAACCUUUCACAGAGAUGGUGACUAGUAAGGCCAGUAGGCUGAAGUUUAUCCAACACGCCAUUGAGUAUCUACGUACUCAUGGAUUUGAUGGAUUAGACUUGGAUUGGGAGUAUCCAGCCAAUAGAGGGAGUCCAGAAGGAGACCGAGAAAGAUUUACUGCCCUUGUUCAAGAACUGAGAGAGGCAUUCGAGAAGGAGGCAAAGACAAGUAACAACAAGGAGCGUCUCUUACUUUCGGCAGCGGUUCCAGGAGGGGAACGUCUGACGAAUUCCGGAUACGACGUGAAAACUCUCAAUAAGUACGUGGACUUUUUUAACUUGAUGAGCUACGACCUUCACGGGUCAUGGAGUCCAAUCAUAGGUCAUCAUGCUCCGCUAAUCGGUGGGGAGAAAUGGAUGGACGCCAAAGGAGACUCUCUUAGUGUGGAGCAAUCAGUCAACUUGUGGUUGAAGCUUGGAGCUGAUCCAAACAAACUUGUUAUGGGACUAGCACUCUACGGCAAGACAUUCAAGCUUUGCAAUAAAGGAUUCGAACCAGGAGACAAGAGUUGCGGUUCAGCCAACCCAGACACGCUCAACUAUUAUGAGAUUGUCCAGAAGCUCAAGUCCGGCAAGUACGAGAAGAAGUGGCUAGAGAAUGAACUGGUGCCUUACGCCUACAGCCCAUCGGAGAAACUUUGGGUUGGCUUUGACGAUGAAGAGAGUAUCACGGCUAAAGUGAACUUUGCCAAGAAAAAGAAGUUGGCAGGAGUCAUGGUUUGGGCGAUAGAUGGCGACGACUUCUCCGGAAAAUUCGGCAGUGGUGCGAAGUACCCAAUGAUGAAUGCUAUCCGAAACUCUAUUGAAGGAGUUAAAGACGACUCUCUAAAACACUCUCCCAACAAAUUAAAAGAACUAUCAGAGAAAGACAAAGACGAUAUAAAAAAGACAGCCUCUAUAGAAAAGAAAUCGGCACAAGUAAAGGAGGAUCAAGUAUUAAAAGAAGCCUCUGCCCUCAGCCAGGAUAAGACAGCACAGAGCUCAAGUGAUAGCGACAGCAAGGCUAUUCAAUCUUCGAACACUGCACUUAAUGGUGAAACAGCUCCAAACGCUGUCCCAAAGAUUAAAAACGACUCGGACCUGGUUAAAACCGACACAGAAAUGAUCCACAAAGACGAAAUGAGAAAGAAAUCUGACAUCAUUGACUUGAAAACUGAUCAACAGAGUAUCAUCAAUGCCCCAGUGGUUAUUAGAAUACCACCAGCUCCUUAUUCUGACCUGGACAAGGAACUGUUCCAGAAGCCCAUGGCUGUUCCUCUCCAUGCUAACUUAUUAGCGCCUAAAGUUGGAGCAAGUGAUAAGAAAACUUCACCAAAGCCAGAACACAAGCAAAGAAGCAUCACCAUCCACAACACUGGCGCACAGCUCCGUGAGCGGCUAAAGCAAGUGCAUCAAAAAUUUGCAAGUUCUCAGACAAACCUGUCAUCUAACGCAGUGUCCAAUCGACCUGUAAUCACAAUCGACAAACCUGCUUCAACGGAAAGAACUCCAGUGAUCCGAAAACUUGGUCAAAGGUCUAGAGGUCAGCCUAAAAGAAAUUCGCCACUUAAAUCUUCUAGUGUAUUUGAGCCUCCAAAGGAAACUGCCUAUCAAUACCCGACAUUCAUUAAAUAUUCACCUAAAUCGAGCCUCACCAGUCAUUCUUUAAUUCAACAACCUUCUUUGGCAGAGGCUAGCGACACACCCUGGUUCACAGAUAUUAAGGCGCAAGAGAUGAACAAUCCAAACCAACCAAAAGAAAAGUCUACCUCAGGAAUCAAAGGCAAGCCGAAACGACGUACAACUUAUUCCAAGCCACAGUCAAUGAUGAUUAAUGCAGUUCCGUUUGCAAAAAGUGUUGCACAACUGAUUGAAGGCAAGAAAACGGACGAGGAAACACAGGCUGUUGAUAAAGCCAAAAUUGUAGCCAGCCAAGUAGCAAACAGGAAUCCAUCUUUCGGCAGAUACGUCACUUUACAUCCUGAAGAGCUCGAAGGAUGGCGAACUACAGUUGUAGCAGGAACGGAUGCACCAGAAUGGGUUUCUAGACUAAUGAUAGAGAAAAAGGAGCCAAUCAAAGAAACGGCCAAUGAGGACUCCGACAAUCUAGUGUCUGUCAACAUCCAGUCUUUAGAAAACCAGAAACAAAAUUCUUUCUUCGACAAAGAAUCUUCCGAGCUCAAAGCUGAUGACACUUCAUCAGAACAGGUUAACGAAAAUCUUCCUAGCAAUGAAGGAGACGGUGGUAGAAUUUUAGCAAAGGUAACACUACCAUACAGCUUAAACCAGAUGAAGCUAAGAAGGAAAGCGGCAAGAAGACACUACUUCCCUACUCCAUACAAAUCUCUGUCACCGUUUGCUUCGCAAAAGGAAAAACUAAGUCGCAAUUAUGACAGAAUUCCAAAGAUCUCAAAGUACUCUAGAUUUAACGACGACGAAAUCGCCAGCAUUAAGCAGUCACAUAUGAAAGCCAAUAGAAAAUACCAGAUGAACGCUAAGCCCAAAAGAGCUCAACAGCCAGAAAGUGCUUUACAGAACAGUGGAGAAAACAAGUGGUGGGACGGCCCAACUACAAGCAAGUCAACGGCUACAGCUACACCAGCGUCGCUCGUUGAUGAAGCCACUGUGUUUCUCCGAUCUUCAGAAAGGAAAAAAUCUCACUAUGAUCAGCAGUCUGCCGGGCUCGUGCAAGAGAGGCGAGACUCUAAGGAUAGUGGUUUAACUUUAGAAACUACAACUGCAAACAAAAAGGUGCAGACAACAACGGACUCUAAGACUGAGCACGAGAAGAAUAACAGGGCAAGCGAAGCUCAGUCGCCCACAAAAGAAGAGGAUUUUGUCAACUUGAACAGUUUUCUACACAAAACGACCACCACCCAGUACGUGACAAGUACGAGAAACCACGAAGAGAUCACGACGUCCGCACCGCAAACAUCGUCUCGUGGUUUUAAUCUACCGGCGAGAUCUUCGUACAAGAACAACAAACCCUGGUGGUCAGUUACCACCACAACAUCCGCGCCAUCAAGCGGCGGAAUCAAGACUUUCAAAAAGCACAAAUUUCCCAAUUCCGGGCGUAAGUACCACGGUGAAUCUAUCAACGCCGUUCAUAAUGAAUUAAUGGGGAUAUCCGACACACCCGUCUUUAAAGGGAAUCUUGAUUUGAACAAAAUAAAUCCAGAUGUUGCACCAAAAGACAAUUUAGAAAAUAUUAAACUGAGCAAGAAACAAGAUGUUAUUGUGGAUGAGCAGACAUCUGAAAAACUGUCAUUGAAAAACGAAAUGUCUGAGGAUGCUCAAGAAGGGAAACUGAAUGAAACAGAAACAACUAGCCAAGCAAACAAGGUUUCCGACUCCAACUUACCGUAUGAAACUGCGAAACCUGACUCCCAACCAUACCACUCCAAACUGACAUUAAAAACAUUUAAGCACAACCCGACCCCAGAGAAAAUAUACCAUUACCGUCAUGCACCAGGUCAGAGUGAAACGGAACACUCCCACAGACGAAUUAAUAAGCUUGCUGAAAACGAAAUUCCACACAAAGGUUUCUCGCAGCCGCCGUCUAUAAGCAGCUUCACCCCAGACAUUAGGGACUGGACCAAAAUCCGAAACCUGCUUCGGAAUUCCACAGUCGUAGCCGAGAUCAAGUCCAAGUUGGACGAGAUUCACCGAAGCGUCACACGCGAUUUGACCACCGAGAUGCCGACCGAGGAGCCGAAAAAAAUUGAUGCGAACGGCAAGAAAUCAAGUAAAUGGUACGAACGAAAGGCAGGCUCCGGAAACGAGAACCAAGUCCAAAUGUCUCCUUCUGUGGACACGGAAGUUGGGCAAUCAAGUAAUUCCAAGAGCUCCGUUGUAAAAACCAAUGACGAUGACAGCAAGUUGAAUGUAGAUUCUAACAGCCAAAGUGUUGAUAGGUUGAAUAAAUCUCCAUCUAAUGAUGAUAAAUCACUUUCUUUGAUUAGGAACGCAAAAGAUGAUGUCUCUAUGAACAAAGAUACUGAGCCAUUGAUCAGCGACAUUUCGAACAAACAGAUAGCUGACAGCGUCAUUUCGAACAAACAGAUUGCCGACAAACGCCAAAAUAAUGAUGAAAAAGCAUUAUUGAAAACACCGAAUACUUUUCAGGACGUAAAGUCCACAUCAAACAAAGAUGUUAGGAAGAGCGACAAAGCAGAGAAAGUUCUGGACGACAACGAUGGACUACAAUGGUGGGAAAAAAACAAGAAAAGCGACAGCAAGCUUUCGGAGGUUAUUGAAGGUAAAGAAGACUCCAAUUUAAUUCAGAGCAACGCACCAGUCAUGUCUGGAAAAGACGCUAACAAGGAAAGGUAUGAAAAGUAUUCUUCUCUUCGCCAAACGGGUCCCAGAAGAAACAAGUAUAAUAUGUCAUCAGCUGCGAACUCCAGGUCCAGUGUACAGACGUCAACACAGGAGGUGAGCACAAAGAGAUUUGAGACGACAUCUGCAGACACUCGAAGCAUGACCAAGAACUCCGCGAACACACUAACCAAGUAUCCCAUGAAGAAGCCUAGCGGAACAAGAGAGUUCAGAGAUUUCAAGAGACCCAAGAACUACAACGGCUACGUAGUCAACAACAUCAGACGCGAGGGGCUGAGAAAGAACUCCGCCAUUAAUGCUUACAGCAGCAGAAUGCAGCAAAGCAGUCAGAAGAACACAAAUAAUUCUCACAGCGAAGUUACUCAGUUUAUGAGCAACUACGGAAUGAAGGAUCCUUCUAGAAAGUUGGACUCUAGACAUUUACAGAUGAAUGCAGUUCCAGAAAAUGAACCUUACCAGCCUAAGAACACCAUGAUGAUUGAAAUCGUCACCCAACCUGGACAAACACAGCCUUACGAUCUUAUGAAAGAAAAUGUGGACAGAGUCACGGACAAACCAGAGAGCAGCUUUAAAUAUAAGACUGUAAAAAACACAGGUAACUUCAGCUGUCCGUCAACAUUCGGUAUCUACCCUGACACGUCAGACUGCCGCAAGUUCUAUCAGUGCGUCUGGUACGUCGCCUUCCAUCACAUGUGCGGACGCGGCACGGCCUGGAAUCAAGACAACAGGACAUGUGACUGGCCGAAACGGACCGACUGCUUACUAUCAAUGGAAGGCGAGCUUGUCAACUGAUCGUCUGCAUCACCGAGUGUUCAAAAGUGUAUAAAGUGACUCUGCACCGCGCUACUGACUCCUCAUUGAAUGUGGCUGUUCUUGCACUAGGCGGUGUUCAGUAAAGACAAAACCAAUCCGUUCUAUAAAUAUCGUUUUCAUUUGUAUUGUUGUAUUGUUUAUUUGUUGUGUAGUAAACAUACUUGAAUGUUAAUACAUCUUUAUUUUCUUAUAUAAAAAUAGCAAUGCACAUUAAAAAAAACAUUUUUAUUUUUGUUCAAGCUUAUCCGCAAAUUAAAUUGGUAUCUAACAAAUUUAAUUUUUAAAUAAACAAGGAAAACUAUGUC